This is a messenger RNA of Brienomyrus brachyistius, 3421 nucleotides long. RefSeq names its product membrane frizzled-related protein. NCBI's taxonomy places the organism in Eukaryota, Metazoa, Chordata, Actinopteri, Osteoglossiformes, Mormyridae. The transcript is spliced from 13 exons. The coding region runs from base 704 to 2461 and encodes 585 amino acids. Gene Ontology annotation, molecular function: protein binding. The record is from RefSeq and is a predicted model, not a curated record.
CAGGGCUGAGACAUCACACUACCAAAACCUUUUGAAUAUAGGGAAGGAAAUCUUACCAUCUGUGGAAGACACUCAUACAUACAAAACGUACAAAAACAAGCAAAUGAAUAAAUAAAUAAAUACUGAAAUUAUAUAGAAUGAAUUUUACAAAAUAUCUUAUGAGGAUUUUUUUUUGUACAAAACAUUUAGGUAAAAUAUAAGAGAUUUCUGGAAACAGAAAGGACACGAAGAAAAACGCGAAGCUCGGAAUCUGGAGAAUUUGCACGGUACAAAUAACCUUUCGGCUGAGCUAUUCAUCGUUCUCAGCUGAUUCGGCUUUGUUGAGGGGGGAAUUGGGCCUGGGAGGUUACACUUCACACACUUUGUUGGAGAUUUUUCCCAGUAUAAACGGAAAAAAAAUUCAAAUAAUUUUGGUUGCGCAGAACGCUUUUAAAAUCAGUAUAUUAUGCUUUAUUCUUGGAUCUAGAGUGAUGCCAGUGUAUACUUUUAUUUUUUAGAACAAACGGUUUAUAAAACUGGAAAAUGAAAUAACCCGAUUACAGACAUCUCUAUUUCAUCAAAGUGCUGUUAUUAUUACUACGAUAAACGGCCGUCGCAAUAACAUUGUAAUUGUUCGUUGUCAUCGCGCCAUCCAGCGCAGUACAGACUGCCACCGAGAUAAACCUGAGAUUGAUGUCAUUUUACAAUCUGGCUUCCCACGAAAAUGACGGAGCUCACAAACGUCACUGUGGAAAUAUCAUCAUCUGACCUCAGUAAGAGUGUUUUUCUCAACCCUGCGUUUGAAGUCGAAGGUCAUUUAAAAGACAGCAGGGAAUGGGACAGAACUCUCACUAAUGCCGAGUCGAGGCCAGCUGCUGUGCACGGGUGGCUCAAUUUCAGCGUGAUGCGUCUGCGCAGACACUGCAGUGGCUGCGGGGCUAUUCUAGCGGCUCUGUUCAUCCUGCUGUUAAUCACAGUCGUGGGUCUGGUCCUUGUUCUCGCCCUCAUAAACGUAAAGGAUGAACACGCUCAAGAAGAACUCACGACUCCAUUAGAUUCAUUGAGUGGAGUUCUGCUAUCUGUACCCACGAGAUCUAGCUCUCCAUACUUCACAGAUGUUUCACAUGUGGAAGUAGAUGUUGCUUCUCCUAAGUGUGGGGGUAUCCUCACUGACCCCACUGGGACUUUCAGCUCCCCUAACCAUCCCGGUCCCUACCCCCCAGACACCCUCUGUUUGUGGGUGAUCCGGGUGCCCCCGCCUGCCCUGAUCCAGCUGCGUGUGUCUUCCCUGGCUGUGGAGGGACCCCACCCUUGUCUCUUUGAUUGGCUUGAGCUCAGAGAGGAGAUAGAGGAGGCCUCCUUCAUCACCAGCAGAUUUUGUGGCAAUGUGGCGCCCCCUACAGUAAACACGAACAGCAGCACAGUGUGGGUGACAUUCCGUUCAGACAGCAGCUUUGCGGGCGGUGGAUUCACCGCACAGUAUCAGGCUAUUUUGCCCCACCAAAAGGGAUGCUUCAGCGAUGAAUUCCUCUGUGACGGCGGACGCUGUGUAUUCCCUGUGUCUGUCUGCGAUGGAAAGCCCAACUGCCACGACAAGAGCGAUGAGGCCAACUGCAAAUACAAACAUAAAGACUGUGGAGGACAAAUGACUGGAGCAGCGGGAUCACUGUCAAGUCCAAGCCACCCCAAACCUUACCCACACCAGCAGCUGUGCAGGUGGCAGAUAACUGUUGCAGAGGGUCAUGUUAUCAGUCUGAAGUUCCACAACUUUAGCCUGGAAAGUCAGGACACGUGCCAGUUUGAUUAUGUUGAAGUGCACGACAGCGGAGACACAGGGGAUGGCAAAGUACUGGGCAGGUUCUGUGGCACCAGCCGGCCCCCUGAGCUGACCUCCUCGGGACCUGUGAUGACCGUUCUGUUCGUGGCUGAUGAAGGCGUAGCAGACAGUGGCUUCCUCGCAUCAUUCCAGGCCAUCGCCCUGUCAGAGAAUCCAGGAAGCUGCAGCCCAGAGCGGUUCACCUGCGGCAGUGGGGAGUGCGUGCACCGAAACUGGUUGUGCGACGGCUGGAACGACUGCGCAGACGGUGCAGACGAGCGUGACUGCCGCAAUGCCACAUACGCCCCUUUUGCUUCCUCUUGUGAGCCAAUUAAGGUGGAGAUGUGCCGUGGCCUGAGCUACAACUUCACCUCCUUCCCCAACAUCUGGCUCUCCAUUACUGACCAGCGGGAGGCUUCUGCUGUGCUCCGACAAUACAAGGUGCUGAUGGAGUUGCCGUGUUUCCAGGCCCUGCGCAGGCUAGUGUGCGCAGUAGUGGUGCCCCAGUGCAGCCCACAGGGUGGUGUACUGCAGCCCUGCCGCUCCAUUUGUAUCAGCACGCAGCAGCAGUGCAGCCAGGCACUGGAGCUGCUGACUCUCAGCUGGCCCUUUAACUGCCUGCUCUUUCCAGACGGCCGUCAGCAGAUGGAGUGUGCCCUACCCUAGCUCCCGAGGUGGCCCUCAGAUCUCAUCUCCUAAGGAAGUGUUUCUUAAACUGGUCCUUGGGGGGGCCCAGAUGGUCCACGUUUUUGCUCCCUGCCAGUGAAUUGUGAGAGAGCAAAAACAUGGACCAUCUGGGAUUGCCAGUGGACUGGUUAAGAAUCACUGUCCUAAAGCACCUUCCCCUGUUCCAUGACCCACUCUCUGAUAUCAUAAAACUCUUGUCUCACUAGACUCACUGCUCAUCAGAGAUAUUUCUCAUUAAGUAUGCCAGUAUUUUUUUUCAGUUAGGAAAUGUUAAAAAUAUCAGCCAUAUUUUCAAUAGUUACAGGGCUAGGAGAGUUAACCAGUGAAUUAUGUUAACCACUUAAAUGUGUAAACUGAAAGGUCAUAGAAAUGUCCUAAAUCACCAUUCUGACGAGAUUAGUUUUGAGUAGGUAUGGAAGCCCUUUAUUACACGCAAGAUCAAGUGUGUCAUACAAAGAACUACAGGAUUCUAUGAAGGUUCAAAAGGACUCAAGCUUAUAAUAAUUUUAGUUUGCUUGGGAAGGAUUAUUUUUCUCUAUUUGUUGGCGAAAACUUAACCACAACACUUUAAUCUCAGCACUUGUUUCAAAUGUUCAGUUUUCCCAUCAUGUUAGCCGAUGCCUCAACCUAUUUCUCUCAUCCACAUUCAUUGUGGUGGCUUCUUUCUUAAAGGAUGUGGUUGUUUGCUAGUGCUACGUUCACAGGGUCAUCUCAAAAUCUCUGUGAAGAAAACAGAAGUCUAUGACAUUUGGAAACUUGUCACAUGUACAGCAACAGUUCAGGUUAACUCAAUAAUGGCCACACUUCUUUCACAGACGUUUUUGCUACAAUUGAUGUUGGGUGUGAUAGAAAAUUCUGCUCCAGCUGAGUGAAUGUAUUACAAACUUUCCAUAGUUCUUGCACUAAAGCAGUAGUUCUCAGACUUGUAACACUGAGGGG